Messenger RNA from Cydia splendana, 1669 nucleotides. RefSeq lists its product as uncharacterized. The record is from RefSeq and is a predicted model, not a curated record. Bases 136 to 525 code for a protein of 129 amino acids. The transcript has 2 exons. NCBI's taxonomy places the organism in Eukaryota, Metazoa, Arthropoda, Insecta, Lepidoptera, Tortricidae.
AAAUUGUCAAAAUUAACGACUUUUUAAGAACAGAAAGAUUCCUGUUCAAUUUGGUUGUUUUUAAUUUUAAUUUUCCUUACAAGUCGAGCAAUUACAAUUGUUUUAAGUAUAAAAUUAAAGCUAAUCUUAUGAAUAAUGGACGUCGACGAGCUAUCAUUAGUGGAGAGAUGCGAGAAUUUAAUGACUGCGGUCGUGGAGACUCGCAAACAGUAUGGAAAGAAAUGUAUUGACUACCAGCACAAAACUUCUCGCGUGGAAAACCAGUUGCUUCAACUGCGACUCGAAAGCUUCGCGAAUUACGAGAAACGGAAGCUCCCUCAGUUCGAUAUCGACGACAUGGCCCUGAACAUCGAAGAUAUCAAGGCAGAGAUUAUGGAGAAGCAGAUGAGGAUCGAGAAUUUGUGUAAAAGACUUAACGAUACUCAGGAAGUGUUGUUGCAAGUUCAAAACGAUAAUGUAACGAGGAAAAUGCAUCAGCCGGUUACGAUAGAGACGCUUAUGGCGCGAGCUAAGGCUAGACAAUAGACAUGGAGGGGAGAUGUAAGGUGCCCAUGUAUAGUCUGACAAAAAAGAAUAGAAAUUAAAAAGUGGCAAUACCACAGAAAAAAUAAUAGUACUAGGUACAGAAGACUCACUCUCUAACAAAACGCGUCUGUUACGAUCAGCACAGAUAUGGCCGCUAGGUGCCGACUGCGCCACACGCGGCUUAUGGCUUUCCCCAAAAUUGGGGCAAAACGGAUGUAAUUUUAGCUACCUAUAGCAAAGUGACGAAAUCGCGGAGUGAGCCACGCCUGGCAAAACUACAGUAUUCAUCGUCCCGUUUUCUUAUAUAGAUUGAUUUGAAAAGGACGACACAACAGUAUCAGAAUCAAGUAUUUAAUUUGUGAUAAACUUAAAACUAAAAUUACAUACUAGAGUUUAACUAAAUACUACAAAUAUUCAUAAAAUUUGUAAGCGUUAAAGUUUACCAUGAAAUGGGCUCGCCUCAGCAUAACACUGACCCGAAAGUCAGCGCUGAUCUUCCAGUGAAACCAUUACAACAGUAUUGCCACUUUUUAAUUUCUACUCUUUUUUGUCAGACUAUAGAGGUAUCAGUGUCUACAUAAUUACUUGUUUGGCUGCAUUUCCACCAGAGAUGUACGAGAAUGCAUAGCGAGGAAUGUGUUUGUUAAGAACCUAUAGAAUCAUUUCAUUUACCUAGGGCAAUAUUCUAUUGGUUCUUAACUAAUACAUCUUUUACUAUGCAUCCUCGCACAUCUCUGGUGGAAAUGCAGCCUAAAGGUGUUAGGAAGUGGACUUAUAAAUUCAUAUAACUUGGAAAACUUUGUUAAAUUUUGGCCCUGUCUAACAAACAAAUCUUAAAAUGACAGAUAGGGCAAACAUUUAAACUUUUUUUUUUAUAAAUGAUGGCUUUUACUCCUAGCUAAAUUUAGCAAGGUAGAUUCUGCCAAUGUUGCGGUGUUGACUUUUGACUUGUGAGACGAGAAUGGUCAGUAAAAUUUUGAUUUUUGUGGAAGGAUAGACAAUUUUACUGUCAAGGACUUGUUACACUUGACAAGUUUAUGAAUAACUCCUAACAUUACAAAUAUUUAUGUAUGUCUUCCAAACCUUGAUAAUUAUAAUUAUGUUCUAAUUCUUUAAUUAAAUAUUAGAAACUAGAAUUGAUGAU